AUGUUUGAAAGACAACUGAAGCAACAACAAGAUGCUAGUCAACGGCAGGAGAAAUUGUUACGCAACGAAAUUUAUCGAUUAAAACGACACAAAUGGGUGAAAGAGAAUGCCUAUAGUCACAGAAAAUCUACAAAAAUUCGUCUUAGUCGUGGGGGAUCGAAUGUUUGUAAUCGUCAUAGCAACAAAAGUGAUCCAACUAACCCAAAUAAUAUUGCAAUAAAUAUUAAUAAUGUUUAA
Adineta ricciae is the source of this 237-nucleotide messenger RNA. The record is from the annotation of a GenBank genome assembly. Lineage: Eukaryota; Metazoa; Rotifera; Eurotatoria; Adinetida; Adinetidae.